ACCUUUUACGCGUGAUGACGUCAUGUUGUGGACGCCAUUUUUCGCUCACUGUGCGUGCGCCAUUUUCUUGUCUAGUAAAAAUUGAUGAAUUUUGCGUCGAAAAUUACAGGUGCAGCAACCAAAAGUAUUUUUCAACCGAGCUUGGAAGCUGAACAGAUAAAACCAAGGGUCACAAGGAGGCGUUUUGAAAAGAGAUGGCGGAGCAGGACAAAGGAGAGGAUGUGGUGGAUGUGCUGACGGAUCUGAUGGCUCCAGUAGAUGAUGAAUUUGCUGAAGAAAUGGAUACAUCACCUGCUGAAAAGAAGCCCGCAGCCAAAGGACAGACUCCGCCCUCCGCUAAACGGACCACGCCCAAGUCCAGCAGAACAAGCAGUGCUAAAACUACCAAGACCAAAACAACAAAGACAUCAGCAACCAAGACAACGGCAAGCAAGGCCACACCCAAACCGUCCACCUCUAAAUCCACCUCGCAGACAUCAGGAGAUGCCAAUUCUGGGGGUGACACGGAAUCCCCCACGGUGGGGACCAAGACAACCCCAACUGCCCCCAAGACCAAGAAAGUUGUCAAGAAGGUGGCAUCAUCGGGAGAGGCCUCCUCAGUGACCAAGAGCAGCAAUGCCAAGGCGACUACCAAGAAAACACCCCAGAAGAGAAGCGGAAGUGGUAAACCGUCAACAAAGAAGACUGCCACGCCCGCUAAGGCAAAGGAAGAGGAUGAAGCUGGUAAAGGGGAGGAAGCUGCCCCAUCAGUCCAACAUGAGGAUGUGAGAGAGGACAAACAGGAUGAUCAAGACCCUGUGACCUCUCCUCCUCCACCCAAGAAGGCUAGACUGAAGACUUCAAGAAAAUCAGGCACACCCACCAAGAAGAAAGUUACUUCAGCUCCUGAAGAGAAGGCGGAGCCUGACCAUGCUGAUACAGAGGAUGCAGUCCACAAGGAGGAAAAUGUCAAGCAAACGGAAGACGGCAAUGAGGAACCGGAACCCAGCAUCCCGGGUCUGGGUUUUGAGGAAGCUGUCAAACCGGAAGACGCCAAGGAACCAGAGGAGACUAAGACAGAUCCCGUGACAGCGCAGGACCUGGAGGGCUUUGAUACGCGCAGUGAGGCCAGCAGCAGUGAUGAAAGUGAUUCCAGCUUGUCGGAUGUCAGCGCUGAGCAUUCUGGAGAGGACAAGCCCAGGAAGCAUAGGAGGCAUAAGCGUUCCAUCUCCCCUAUUGUAUAUGAAAGAUCUGGCAAGAAAGGCAGUGGUCAAGAAUCAGGAAAUGAGAAACAGGUUCCAGUGGAGUCAACAAGCAAAGUUCGUAAAGCAGACCCAACCUCCAAGCUCAAGUACCUGUUCAGAGACGCUCGCUACUUCCUGAUCAAGAGUAACAACCACGAGAAUGUGGCCUUGGCCAAGGCACGGGGAGUGUGGUCGACCCUGCCCAACAAUGAGCAGAUGCUGAAUCAGGCAUUCCGUGAAUCACGCAAUGUCCUGCUGGUUUUCUCCGUCAAGGAAAGUGGAAAAUUCCAAGGUUUUGCCCGCAUGAGGUCCGAGUCCAGACGCGAUGGCCCCAAUAUCAACUGGGUCCUGCCCAAUGGAAUGAGUCGUUCGGUGCUCGGCGGUGUCUUCAAAAUCGACUGGAUUACAAGGCAAGAGCUUGCUUUCAGCAAGACUGGGCAUCUCUUCAACAGUUGGAAUGACAACAAGCCAGUCAAGAUAGGCCGUGAUGGACAGGAGGUCGAGACACGUUGUGGUGAGGCUCUGUGUCGACUCUUCCCGCAAGACGAACACAUUGACGUGGUGGAGAUCCUACGGGACGCUCGACGCCGACGCCGCGAGAUGGCUACCCGCCGGAACCGCGAACCACUGAGUAGCAGACGACGUCGUGAGGGGUAUAUGGACAGUAGACCAAGCAGGGGCAGACCUAUGCCUAGAGAUCCCUAUUUCAUGGAAAGAAAGCGACCAAGGCCACACUACUCGGAGGUUCCAAGAGAUGUGGUGAUGAAUGGAUCCUACUCAGAUUACAUGCGAGAGUACAGUCGACAAGUCCCUCCAAUGCCCAUGCAGCAAUUCCAUCACCAGCCACCGAUGUACCCAGUGGACAAUUUCUCGCCUCACUACCCACCUCCGCCCCACCACCAUGGCCGCAUGCCUCCACCGGGCCCCAUGCCCCACCCGAGGGGCAGCAUGGGGGACUACCCGACCCCCCUCAUGCCCCCGUCAGCUCGCGGGGCGCGGGACAGGGAACGGGAACGGGACCGCGAGAGGGAACAGAUGAGGCAGAGGAUGCGAGAACGGGAACGGGAGAAGGAACGACUCAGGGAGAGAGAGAGGGAGCGUGAACGGGGGCGGGACCGGGACCGGGACAGGGGGCGUGACAGGGACAGGGUCAAGGUGCGGGACAGGAGAAUGGCUGAUAUGCCACGUUCUCAUGCCGCUGCUGUGGAUGAGUUCAUCCGACGGACAUCAGGCUCUGCCCGGCCAAGUCACUCUAGCCGUAGCCGCAGCGGACGGCACUGACCAACAGAGUGACCGUCAAGUCGUUACAAGGGCUCAGCCAACUGCCUAUCUUUUGGACGGUUCGUACUACAUGCAAAUGUGAAGUGAAACACUUGGAAUGUGAUCACAUUUUGCAUGCUUACAGCGCAAAAGCUUGCAAUGACCUCAAAAAGUUGCAUUCAUGUUUGCUUUCGUGCUGAGUAGGAACAAGAGUUGUAAUCGAGUCAGUCACAAGUCAUCACAAGUCAUCCAGUUUUUAGUCAACCACGGAUCGUACACACAAGGAUGAAUGAUUGUUCUGAGCUCUAGUACAAAAUGCACUGAACAGACUUUGCUUAUAAUUGGUUGGACGAGUGAUAACGGGCCUUAAUACCCAAUGGCAUGUUAAUUGCGACUGUUCCAGGUGUGCCAUUUUGUCGGUUUUUCGCAUGACAUCUCAAACGGAAAUAUUCAUAAAACUUUAAGCGAAACCACUCCUUAUAAUGUAAGAUACACUUGUUCCAAAAUUGUUAAAAAAUAAAAACUUCAAGAUAUAACAGAUGGCAUUGUGCAGUUUGUGUCGUCCUAGAUGAAGUACUUACCCGGGAAAUAAACAUCAAAUGUGACUCCUUUUUCGAGGAGAACACCGAAUACCCAAAUUUCGCUUUUUAUUAGGCUUUCAUCAACAACUUUUAGAGAGAUGUGGCCCCAACCCGAUAAACAAAUACGACAUUGAGCGCACCAGAUUGAGCGCAGAGCCCUGCAAAUAUGAAAGCCACCGCGCACAGUGAAGUGGUUAAGCUGUCUGGGUCUUUGUUGACAAGUAUUCUUGGUAAUUGCCACCUGUACGGGCCGUCACGCGUCUAACCAGGAGUUUGGCUGAGUCGUUAAUCCUUGUGUGUAGGAUCCGUGAGUCAACUCACAAGCUUUUUAAAUGAACUGUGACAAAUGCAUUGAUAAUCUCCUGUUACGUCUGACUUGACUCGUGGAUUGACUUAUGAAUUGACUUGCAGUGGACUUGUAAAUUGAUUCGAUUGCAACUCUGGUGUAAACCGACCUUUAGUGCUGUACUAAUAAUGUCCCAUGUUGUGUUUAAUACCGUAAAUUCCGAUAACUGUGAAUAUGGACAUGUACUCAAAGUUUAUGGGAUUCAGAGCCCAACACUGUGUUAAAUAUAUGGAACUUAAUACCAGAGGAUAAUUGUUUUUGUUUUUAUCCAGAUAAGAACUAUUUAGUUA
Patiria miniata (bat star) is the source of this 3700-nucleotide messenger RNA. It is a transcript of the gene ythdc1, whose product is annotated as YTH domain-containing protein 1-like. Gene Ontology annotation, biological process: mRNA splicing, via spliceosome; regulation of alternative mRNA splicing, via spliceosome. The transcript is spliced from 18 exons. The record is from RefSeq and is a predicted model, not a curated record. The coding region runs from base 195 to 2504 and encodes 769 amino acids. Lineage: Eukaryota; Metazoa; Echinodermata; Asteroidea; Valvatida; Asterinidae. Gene Ontology annotation, molecular function: mRNA binding; N6-methyladenosine-containing RNA reader activity. Gene Ontology annotation, cellular component: nucleoplasm.